Molecule: messenger RNA, 2682 nt
Organism: Notothenia coriiceps (black rockcod)
Lineage: Eukaryota; Metazoa; Chordata; Actinopteri; Perciformes; Nototheniidae
Gene: glis1a
Product: GLIS family zinc finger 1a
Exons: 9
Coding region: 343-2094 (583 amino acids)
Biological process (GO): regulation of transcription by RNA polymerase II
Cellular component (GO): nucleus
Molecular function (GO): RNA polymerase II cis-regulatory region sequence-specific DNA binding; DNA-binding transcription factor activity, RNA polymerase II-specific
Source: RefSeq, a predicted model, not a curated record
UAGAGCGUGCAGUGACAGUGGGAAGCACAACCCGCGAGCAGCGAGCGCGAGGCACAGACCGUGUGAAGCUGUGUGAACUAUAAGUGGACCCAACACGCGCAGCGCGAGAGAUGACUGACCACGCAGCCGUUUGGAACAAAUGACAGAAGUUUACACACGCUGGGUUUGAAAUGCGAAGAUGCCAGCAGCAGAAAAUGAACGUCAUUUGAUUACAUUUAGGAAUAAGAAGAUGCUGUUGACCGUUUUACCUCCAAUGGAUGCCUGAAGUUUCUCCAGCAGAAUCAGCAGCAGCUUUUGAACUGAAAGGGUCUCUUGGUGGAAGUCUGCCAGCGGGGGGCCAGGAUGUGGCCCCCUGACCUCGGGCCUCCAGACGUCCAGCUGACUCUUCCUGGCUUCGGCAGUGUGUUUGAGGAUGCCGAGGACCCUCAGGCGCCGCUGUCUUCUGGUGGCUUCUGUCAGUCCUCCAUGCAUUCAGGUGGUCUCGGUGUGUGCUGUCUUCCAAGGACUUCCCUGUCCUCGCUGGGCCGCGACCUCACCUCCCACAUAGAAAAGACAAUGGAGGACUUUGCCACCCCGGGGCACACAGAUCCUAAACACAACACCCAGAGGUUCAGCUGUUACCCCCAGCCCUCCCUCCCUUUAUCCUACAUGCUCUCUAGCUGUACCACAUCGCCUCCUUUUGGCUCUCCACCCUCCUCUCUUUCCUCUUCCUUCUCCUCAUCAUCUUUGUUUUUUUCCUCCCCUCUUUCUGAUGCACCUGGUGGCAACAAGACUCCUCAUCUACAACAAAAGAUACAGGAAGAGUAUCACUCAAUAAAACAAGAGCCUGCAGAUGAUUUCUCACCGUGUAAGAGGGAACAGUUUCAAAACAACAACCAGCAGGGGGAGCCGUUCCAUGUGGGCCAGACCUUUAAAGGUCAGGAAGGCCCCCAACUUCACAUCCCGAGGCUUAACGGACCCUUAGGCCAGGACCCUUCAGUGGACCAUCAGGACCAGCCACUGACGUGCCACUGGAUCGACUGCAGCGCCACCUACUGCAGCCAGGAGGAGCUGGUGAGGCACAUCGAGAAGGUUCACAUCGACCAGCGCAAAGGAGAAGAGUUUUCCUGUUUCUGGGCCAGCUGCGUGCGACGCAACAAACCCUUCAACGCUCGCUACAAACUGCUCAUCCACAUGAGGGUCCACUCCGGAGAGAAGCCCAAUAAAUGCAUGUUUGAGGGCUGCCUCAAGGCGUUUUCCCGUCUGGAGAACCUGAAGAUCCACCUAAGGAGCCACACGGGAGAGAAACCGUACAUCUGCCAGCACCCCGGCUGCCUCAAGGCCUUCAGCAACUCCAGCGACCGCGCCAAACACCAGCGCACACAUCUGGACACGAAGCCGUACGCCUGUCAGCUCCCAGGAUGCACCAAGCGCUACACCGACCCCAGCUCGCUACGGAAACACGUCAAAGCUCAUUCCGCCAAAGGCCUUCAGGAGAGAGAGGUCAAGGUUCAGGUGCACACGCCGCUGGAGUCGGACAUUUUGAGCGAUUGUCUGGCGAGGCAGCAUCUCCACCAGGGAAACAACUCGCCUUUACCCGGCGUCGAUGACUUCACAGGUGUGUACUCCAACAGCAGCUCCGUCCACAACAGGGCAGAGUUCCUCCCUCCGUCCGCGGACACCUGCUCCAGGUAUCGAGGCGUGGAGGGAAACUUUGAUGCCAACAGCCCGAUAUCUUCACUGACGAGCGUGAGAGAAGGGAACAGACCGGCGUCACUGUUCAUGUCGGCUGACGUCAGCCCGGUGAGCCCCUCCUCAGAAAGAGGAGAUGUCCAGCUGCAGGAGUACCACAAGAUCUACAGCCAUCAGCAGCAGGCGUUCUCACAGCAGCCAGGUUGUCUGUACGGAGAGGGAAAGGCGCUUCAACCAGGCAGCGACGGGGGCUUCGAACCCACCGGUUACUACUCAAACCCCCCCACCUCUCACUCUACAGGGUUCGACCUGUUGCAGGAGCUGCAGGGGGGGGGCGGGUACUCUGACGACAGCUUCCUGUUCCAGGCAGGAGGCGUCGACCGCUGCCUCAACCAGAUCUACUCCAUCUACCUGGACUCAUGAUGGCCAGAACCAAAAGAACUGAAGCCCAAAUCUCUGUGUCUUUGUGAAGACUAAAGGCAGCACGUAAGGUGUGUGUCAGCAGACAAUCAACGUGUAUUCUAGGCUGAAGGAGGCAGAAAAUGUGUCAGUGGGAGUUUUAAUGGCUCAAACUAAAUGCAAAAUAUAACUAAAGUCAGAGUGUCUUUAAUAGCGGUGACUUUUUUGUUCAGAGAUGACCACAGCAUUUGUGAUCUGAAUGAGCUAUGAGCUUUUAUUGGUUAGUUUGAUCUGAUAGAAACAGGUAGCUGAUUCUCUGGCUCCAGUAAGGUUCAUUCUGUCUCAAUUAAAUGUUAAAUACUGUCAUUUUUCAGCACGCAAUCUUUUAAUGUAGUGGUUUAAAACCUAAGGCCAAUAUAUACGUUUCUUGAAAUGAAGAUACCAAAGAACAAAACAACACUCUUCUGCUCUACAAGUUACACUUCAGAUGUGUCCAAUUUGUGUCUGCUCCCUUAUUCAAAUGAAAGCAAUCUGAAAAGUUAAAGGUCCCAUGUCGUGGCCAUUUCCACUGAUCAUAAUUCCAUUGUUGAGGUAUACUAAAAUAGAAAAAUA